Messenger RNA from Symbiodinium sp. CCMP2592, 1731 nucleotides. Lineage: Eukaryota; Dinophyceae; Suessiales; Symbiodiniaceae. The record is from the annotation of a GenBank genome assembly.
AUGAGGCGAUGGCUCGUGUGGGGUGGGUUCUUCCGGCGAUGCCUUGCAGGACCGGGAUGGGCACCUCGUCGCUUGCUUGGCAUCGAUGCCCCCGUCCUGGAAGAGUUGUCCGUGGUGUUGAGCACUGGAGUCGCAGCUCCGAUGGCUUGGUCUUACUUCGAGGUCAAGUAUUCCUUGACCGUUCCGCAAGAAGCCCUUGCAGUCGCUGUUCUUUGUGUGGUUCGUCAGGGUUAUGCUGUACUUCUGCGGCUCCACAGACCGGAAGAUGAAUUUAGCGAAACAUUGGUCUCCGGAAAGCCGUCAGCUUUUGCGGAUGUACCCAGCGAGGAGGCUGCGCAUCUUGUCUUGGAAGUUCAAUACGGAUCGCGGAGCACCAACUACACGAUUGUGGUCAUCCGGUCCACUAUCACUUCGGACUUCCAGUUUCAGUAUCCAGAUCCAGCUGCGACAGUUCAGGCUGAGGCCACGCUGACAGGUCUUGUGGCCGUGGAUGGUUUUGGCGACCCACUGCGCAUGGAGCCGAUGUACUUCGAUCCUCGACGAAGUCAGUACCUGGUCUUUGCCAACCCCAACACUGGAGGUGGCUAUGAGUGGACGCGGGCAGUAGCUUCGAAAAAUGACCCUGCGGCGCUUCUACAUUUGCGGGUGGAUGGCAGCGAUUGGGAAGACCUCGAGUCUGGCAUUCUGACUCGGUACAUUUCCGUGCCUGUGAACACUUGGCUCCUUCUUGAAGUACGGGUGACCUCUGCGACGGCCACUGCUGGGACCGUGCCUCUCGUGUACCAGCUUCUGAUCUCGCGGGAGCUUCGUUGCCAUGUUCUUUGUCGCACGUGCUUUGGACCUGAAGCUAUCCAUUGCCUGUCCUGCCGAACGCCUUUGGUGCUCAACAAUGGGACGUGCAAAGAGACCGCUUGUCCUCCAAGCAGCUACUACGAGUGGACUUCUUUCCAAUGCCGACCAUGCGAUGAGUCCUGCGCACAAUGCUCAGGUCCUGGGGCAAGCGCUUGCACCCAGUGUCGUCCGCUCUUCUUCCUCUCGCCGCUGACGUGGGAGGAUCUUCAGGCGCCAUGCGUCCUCCGAUGUCCUGGAGGCACGUUUGCUCAUCCGCGAAGCCGCCGUUGCCGGAAGCCUCCGAGUGCGCCUGUCAAAACUUUCUACCUCCAGUUCAAGUUCCGGAGCACGUUUCAGGAUUUUUCCAGAGAUCCGAUCAUUCAGGAAUCCGUGCUCAACACCACUGCCUUUGUUUUGGGCUUGGCAUUGUCCGACAUUCGAGGCUACAAGAUGGAAGCCGUGGAGGAAGAAUAUGGCAUUGUGGUUGACAACGGGCCACCUUUGCUGUCCGUGGAGGUCGUCUCACCCUUCCUGUCCAAGGACGAGGCGGACCACAUCUCGAUGAACACUUGGUUCGGAGCUUUCGAAGUUCCGGUGGAUGAAGUCCAGAGCUUCACAUGGGAUCAAAUGCAUCCACCACUGCCGCCACUACCGGUGGAUCCAUUUCUACCAACCUGGGCAUGGGGUUUGGGAACUUCAGCCAGUGCAGCGAUCCUCCUCCUGUUUCCGAUUUACUGCUGCUACUUCCGAAGACUUGCAAACACCCGUCGCAAGUAUCGACCGGCAGCUGGCGUUGAUCCGACGUUUAUGGAGCGAGUGGUCCACAAUUCGGACUCGCAGCUGGUGAAGCGCUUCGUGGCACGUGACAGCGGUGCACAGCUUAUGCGCGAUGCCGACUGA